GAUCAUUCACCCGGGCCAAAGCAGCUGCAUAACCAAAUGUUUCUGAGACACGGGCAGAAAAUGAUGCACUUCAACAGCAGUUUAUCAGCAAAACUUCAUCAACUCUAUAUUUAACUCGACUCCAAACAGACGGAUCCAGUUAGUGAGCGGCAGAGCAGCAUAAGAGCUCAGCGCUGCUGGACACUUCAGAUCUCCACAGAUCUGACUGACACUCGGGACACGGACUGCUGUCAAACAGCACGAACACAAGAUGGCUCAUUAUAAUCCAUCCUUAUCGUCUCCAUCAGACGAGGUCAAUCUGGGUGUGUCUGUCAAUCCUCAUGCCAAACCCACUGACUUUGACUUUCUGGCUGUGAUUGGUAAAGGAACAUUUGGGAAGGUGCUUCUAGCAAAACUGAAAGCAGAUGGAAAAUUCUAUGCAGUGAAAGUUUUGCAAAAGAAGGUUAUAUUAAAGAAAAAAGAGCAAAAGAAUAUAAUGGCAGAGAGGAACGUGCUGCUCAAGAGUCUGAAACACCCUUUUCUGGUCGGGCUGCACUACUCCUUUCAGACCCCGGAGAAGCUGUAUUUUGUCCUGGAUUACGUCAACGGUGGAGAGUUGUUUUAUCACCUGCAGAGAGAGCGGUGUUUCUCAGAGGCACGAGCUCGCUUCUACACGGCGGAGGUGGCCAGUGCCAUCGGAUACCUUCACUCUCUCAAUAUAGUGUACAGAGAUCUCAAGCCAGAAAACAUUCUAUUAGACCACCAGGGUCAUGUGGUGUUAACAGAUUUUGGCUUGUGUAAAGAAGGCAUAGAACCAGAAGGAACCACCUCAACCUUCUGCGGCACUCCAGAGUAUCUGGCUCCUGAGAUCCUACGGAAAGAGCCGUAUGACCGCACUGUGGACUGGUGGUGUCUCGGAGCUGUGCUCUAUGAGAUGCUUUACAGCUUACCUCCGUUCUACAGCCGGGACGUGUCUGAGAUGUACGACGCGAUCCUGCAUAAACCUCUGCAGCUGGCGCCGGGGAGGUCGGAGGCCUCGAGUCACCUGCUGUACGGACUCCUGCAGAAAGACCAGCGUCGCCGGAUAGGAGCCAUUGCUGAUUUUUUGGAGAUUAAAAAUCAUGUGUUCUUUGCCCCCAUUAACUGGGACGACCUCUACCACAAGCGAAUCACUCCUCCAUAUAACCCAAAUGUGAGAGGCCCAGCAGACCUUCAGCACAUUGACCCAGAGUUCACCAGAGAGAUGGUGCCCAACUCUGUGGGCCGCACUCCAGACCCCACCCCCAGCCUGGCCACCAGCAGCUCCAACGCCUUCAACGGCUUCUCAUACAUCUCUGGAGAAGACGGCUUCCUCUGAGGCGCCGACCGACGAAGGCUUCUCUCACCGUCAGGUCACUGAGCGCUGGAAAAACACUGGACUGUAAUGAGGGCAAACGCUGUGAAUCUGGAAACUCAGCUGUCUGAUAACGGGUUUUACGAUGUUGUGCUCAUUUUGCAUUCAUGUUUCAUCAGUACGCACACAUGUUCGUUGUGUAAGACUAAAGGACAUUGCCGGAGACGGAUUUGUUGAUUGCACCACCGGCAAAGCAUGUAGCUGUAGUUGCAAAAUCUGUAAAAGUCUAGAUUUCUGCUCUUGCUCGUCUUUUGGGGAUUGUGGAUCUGCGUGCCUUACUCUUGGCGACAUCCUCAUCUAACGUUCUUCAUCUGAUUAUUGAAAAGCAUGGAAAAUUACACCUUUGCUUUGUAACGUUUUGUGCAAAACGUCCUGUAAUGCAAUGCUCUUGUCACAAUCAAAUCUAUUUUAUGUAUGAUCCGUAAAUGUGAAGAUAAUUUGACCGUGCUUUAUGAAAUCAUGUAUUAAUGCUCAGAAAGUCUUCAGAAAUGUGUAACACCACUGAUGAAUACACUGUAAAUGUUUUGUGGCUAUACUGCUCAUAAUUACGUUUUUGUUUAAGGUUUAGUGAGAUCUUUGCUAAAGGUUUCCUUAAUCUUUGUGAUAUGUUAGAAUUCAGUGUGGGGGAAAAUGUGCUGAGAUUUUACUUCAUUUUCCUCUGAUGUGGCACUUUUUGUUUCCAUAUGACAAAGCAGCAAUGAAUACACGCAAGACAUUAUAUUCACACACUGUUCCUUCAUUUUGACUUCACCAGUAAGCAGAGCAUCUCCAUCUGUUUCAAUGGUAACAUUUACAACAUUAAAGUUAACUGCCAUUAAAUUACUAUAAUAAAAAUAACCAUUUUAUGAUUUUAUAAUGAACCAUUCACAAGACAUUUAGACUGCACACAACCAGAUAUGGAAGGUAUCUUCUGCCAAUUUUAAAUAAAUCGAUUCAAUUAAGAAUUGAAAACCAGAUGAACAAUUUCAUUAUAGAAAACUGUACACAAAAUAUGCGCCAAAAUUGAAAAUGAAUGAAAUGAUUUAUUUUUCAUUUUCAUUUUCACUGUG
Molecule: messenger RNA, 2421 nt
Organism: Sinocyclocheilus rhinocerous
Lineage: Eukaryota; Metazoa; Chordata; Actinopteri; Cypriniformes; Cyprinidae
Product: serine/threonine-protein kinase Sgk2-like
Exons: 13
Coding region: 251-1336 (361 amino acids)
Biological process (GO): protein phosphorylation
Molecular function (GO): ATP binding; protein serine/threonine kinase activity
Source: RefSeq, a predicted model, not a curated record